AUGAAUGUUGAAAUCUUAUCCAGAGAGCUCAUAAAACCAUAUACUUCUACUCCCCCGAGCCUUGGUCGUUACAAGAUAUCAAUAGUAGAUGAGUUAUCCCCUGUAAUGAAUGUUCCUACGAUCUUUUAUUACGCUGCUGACAUUCACGGCAGUGGUAUAGAGAAUGGCACUAGUAUUUCUAGGUGCAUGCACUUGAAAAAAUCGCUAUCCAGGGUCUUAACCAGAUUCUAUCCGUUUGCUGGAAGAUACGUGAAAGAAAGUUACAUGGUUGAUUGUAGUGAUCAAGGUGCUGAAUUCGUGGAAGCCAAAGUUGAUAUUCGCCUUGAUGAAAUUAUUGGCCAGGGGAAGGAUUUGAAGGUUGAGUUGCUUAAUUCUUUACUUCCGCGUCCAAUUGGUGCAGGCGAUGAAAUCACUGAUCCUGUGCUAGCUAUACAAGUAAGUUUUUUUACUUGUGGCGGAUGGGCUAUUGGGGUGUUGAGCUCACAUAGAAUUGCAGACAUUUCAACCACCAGCACGCUCAUUAAGGAAUGGGCCAUUGAGGCAAAGCUACUAUUGGGGGGCUAUGAUGAAAAUCAAGUUGCAGUGACCCCUCUCUGGAACUCAGCUUCUCUGUUUCCUGGACAAAAAUUGUCUGGUCUUCCUCUGGGAUUAACCAGGGCUAAAGAAAAUGUUGAGGAUCAUAAAAUUGUUACAAAGAAGUUUUUGUUUAGUAAGAGCGCCAUAUCAAAAAUCCGUGAAAAGGCCAGACUAGACAAGUCAAGCGACAGGUUACCAACGAGGGUACAGUCCUUGUGGGGAAUAAUAGGAAAAGCUAUUAUCGAUAUAUACGUUGCUGACCCUGAAAAACCAAGGGGAUUUUUAAUUAUUCAAGCAGUGAAUAUAAGGGAAAGAACCGAUCCACCCAUUCCAAAGCAUCAAUGUGGAAAUCUUUACUUGAUAUCCACAACUCAAUCCGUGGCAGGCGAAAAAGGGGUGGAUUUUGAAGGUCUUGUUUAUCAGUGUACGUGCUCUGCGAAGAGAGAUGUGGAGAUAUGUAAGAUGUUAUUAUCAGCGGGCGAUGGAGGUCGAUUGAUAUCUCAAGGCUUCAAUGACUUGACAAAAAGCCUUACCAAUCCUGAAAUUUCUAGUGUCAGCUUGUUUAGCGACUGGAGCAAGUUUCCAUUAUAUGAAGCUGAUUUUGGCUGGGGAAAGCCUGUUUGGGUCAGUAGCGCCAACAUUCCCCUGAGAAAUAAUGUGUACCUUUUCAGCGAAAAAUUUGGAGGAUCAAUAGAAGCCUGGGUAAAUUUGCAUAUAGAUGACAUGCCUAAAUUUGAACAGGAUCCCAACAUCAUGGAAUUUACUACUUGA
Molecule: messenger RNA, 1347 nt
Organism: Daucus carota subsp. sativus
Lineage: Eukaryota; Viridiplantae; Streptophyta; Magnoliopsida; Apiales; Apiaceae
Product: pelargonidin 3-O-(6-caffeoylglucoside) 5-O-(6-O-malonylglucoside) 4'''-malonyltransferase
Exons: 1
Coding region: 1-1347 (448 amino acids)
Source: RefSeq, a predicted model, not a curated record